Messenger RNA from Lactuca saligna, 1832 nucleotides. Lineage: Eukaryota; Viridiplantae; Streptophyta; Magnoliopsida; Asterales; Asteraceae. The record is from the annotation of a GenBank genome assembly.
GGAGAGGGCCUGUGGGCCACGUAACUUGGGCCACAACCUGCAUUCUGUGUGGGCCAUAUUGUGUCGAUGGGAAUGGGAUGACGAGUCUAGUCGAGGUUGCAGUUGCAACUUGCACGUGACCUGUAUUUCGGUUGGAAGAAAACCAAUACACGUGACCUUCAGGUACGUGUUUUGGAGAGUUUUUGGGCAACGAAGGAGAGGGGUUUGAAGUUCAGUGAAGACCCAGUGAAUGAUUGAAUACUCCAUGAAAUAAAGUCUGAUCUCAUAAGUGUGAUUCCUUGUUUACUGUUGGAAUUGGAAUCACAGACGUUACUCUUUUUUGAAUUACAAAUGCUAAAGCUUUUUUCACGGUGGCGCCACGACUUCCAUAGCCACAACCGACCACAAAUCCUCCGUCACUUAACAAAAUCCCAUUUUGAAGACGACCCACCUUUUUCCCCAAUCCUAAAACCCCAAAAUCAGAAGAACAAGAAACUCAAAGAAGACGCAUCAAACAAGAAACCCCAAAACAAAUUCCCUGUAAAAUCAAAUCUACCCUUUGAUUUCAGGUACUCGUACUCUGAGACCAACCCUAGCCUCGAACCCAUUGGGUAUCGAGAAACCCCCAAAUUCUCUCCUUUUGGGCCGGAUCGACUUGACCGGAAAUGGACUGGAACAGUGGCUCCAUUGCAGCAGGCACCCGACAUGGCCAAGGUUGAAGAAGAGAGGAAUGCGGUUCUUGGGAAUCCGUUAUCAGAAGAAGAAGUAUCUGAACUCGUUGAAAGAUAUCGACACAGUGAUUGCUCUCGCCAAAUCAAUUUGGGAAAGGGUGGGGUUACACACAACAUGAUUGAUGACAUCCAAAACCAUUGGAAGAAAGCCGAAGCUGUGAGGAUCAAAUGCUUAGGAGUCCCGACUCUUGAUAUGGACAAUGUCUGCUUCCACCUCGAGGAAAAAUCGGGUGGGAAGAUCAUAUACAGACAGAUUAACAUCUUGCUGCUGUAUCGUGGACGAAAUUAUGAUCCCAAAAAUAGACCUGUUGUUCCUUUAAUGCUAUGGAAGCCAUAUCCACCGAUUUAUCCAAAGCUCAUAAAGAAUGUUGCUGAUGGCUUGACAUUUGAAGAAACAAAAGAAUUGAGAAACCGAGGACUUAACUCUCCUCCACUAAUGAAACUAACAAGAAAUGGUGUGUAUGCUAAUGUGGUUGAAAAAGUGAGAGAGGCUUUUGAAGUUGAACAAGUAGUGAAGCUCUGUUGUGCACAUGUGGGUAUGAGUGACUCCAAAAGGAUCGCUGUGAAGCUAAGGGAUUUGGUCCCUUGUGUGCCUAUAUUGUAUAAAGAUGAACAGAUCAUUCUAUGGAGUGGGAAUAAAGCCACAGAAAAUACUUUGAAUGAUUUAAAGAGAUGAUUAAAACAACAUGCCUAACCUAAUCGUAAAUAACAAGUGGUUGAUAUUAUUAACUUGUUAUAUUGUUUAUUUGUAUUAAAUUAUUAAUGACGGUUUGACAAUUAAAAACAACAUGAGUAACCUAAUGGUAAAUAAUAUUUAUCAUCCUAUUUGUUUUUUUAUAUAUAGUUGUAUUAGAAAGUUAUAUUUGAUGUUCAUCUGAUAAUUUAAAAUUGAUAUGAAUGUGUAAUAGAUUGAUUGUUGCUUAUGUUAAUUAGAAUUUUAUAAUCAUGAUUAUAAAUAUUAUAAAAGAUUUCAAAUUUAAAUUACGUUUUUUUAUUGUAUUGUAUGUAGGAUAUAUUGAUAAGUUCGCCAUUAGAAAAUCGGUUUUAGAGCAAUCAACUACGAGAGAAAGUGUAAAUGAAAAGAUAUGUAACUAUCUAUUUAUUUAAAUUUUUAUGAUAUGC